AGUUGUUUGGUGUUAAGCCAGCGUCAGUCGCAUGAAACAAGACAUAAAAAGACACAACUUUUGGCUGUCAAGAAUUUUUCAUUUUCUGAUUUCCUAUCCAAAGCUAACAAGACUUGUUUAUUUCUACACACAGAACAAGAGAAGGAUCCCAAAUUUUGGAAUGUGUGGGCACAGCAGACCCUGAAGAACGCUCUCACGCUCCAAGCUCUCAACACCAACAAAGCAAAGAAUAUCAUCCUCUUCCUUGGAGAUGGGAUGGGCGUUCCCACGGUGACAGCUGCUCGAAUACUGAAGGGUCAGCUGAACGGACAGAGCGGUGAGGAGACGCAGCUGGAGAUGGACAAGUUCCCUUUUGUGUCUUUGGCCAAGACAUACAACACCAACGCUCAGGUGCCAGACAGUGCCGGCACUGCCACAGCAUACCUCUGCGGGGUCAAGGCCAACGAGGGCACGGUGGGUGUGAGUGCAGCUGCUGUCCGAUCCCAGUGUAACACCACAAUGGGCAAUGAGGUCACCUCCAUCCUCAGAUGGGCUAAAGACGCAGGCAAGUCAGUGGGAAUAGUGACGACGACCCGUGUUAACCAUGCAACUCCCAGUGCUGCUUAUGCCCACAGCGUGGACAGAGACUGGUACUCCGAUAAUGAGAUGCCAGCUGAGGCUCUGAGGGACGGCUGCAAGGAUAUCGCCAGACAGCUCUUUGAAAACAUUCCCAACAUUGAUGUGAUCCUUGGCGGAGGGAGGAAAUAUAUGUUCCCCAAAAACACGUCGGAUGUAGAGUACCCCAGCAUCGCGAAGCACAGCGGCACAAGAAAAGACGGGAGAAACCUGGUGCAGGAGUGGACUGACAAAAUGAAGGAUAAAAAAGGCCAUUAUGUAUGGAACAAGAAGCAGCUCUUAUCACUGAACCCUAACAACGUGGAUUACGUAUUGGGUCUGUUUGAACCUGCUGACCUGACAUAUGACUUGGAGAGGAACACUGAGACUGAUCCCUCGCUGACAGAGAUGGUGGAUGUGGCCAUCAAGAUCCUACAGAAGAACCCCAGUGGAUUUUACCUGCUUGUAGAGGGAGGACGUAUUGAUCACGGACACCAUGAAGGCAAGGCCAAGCAGGCUCUGCAUGAAGCUGUCGAAAUGGACAGAGCCAUCGGCCGGGCAGGUCUUCUGACCAGCGCCCACGAUACAAUGACUGUAGUCACUGCUGAUCAUUCUCACGUGUUCAACUUCGGAGGCUACACAGGCAGAGGAAACACAAUAUUUGGUCUGGCUCCAAUGCUGAGUGAUGUUGACCAGAAACCUUUCACCUCCAUCAUAUAUGGGAACGGACCAGGUUACAAAGUCAUUAACGGCGAGAGAGAGAAUAUCACCACUGUUAACUACCAGGAAAACAACUACCAGGCCCAGUCAGCUGUACCUCUGACCAUGGAGACUCAUGGAGGAGAGGAUGUGGCUGUGUUUGCUAAAGGUCCCCUGGCUCACCUGCUACACGGGGUCCAUGAGCAGAACUAUAUCCCCCAUGUGAUGGCGUAUGCGGCCUGCAUCGGCCAGAACAGAGAACACUGUAGGACACGCAGCGGGUCCACCGACUUGCGUCCCGUCCUCUCGAGCAUCGCAGCCCUUUUCACAGUCACUCAGCUCCUGUGCUGACCUUCCCCCGAUAUUCCUCCUCCUGUCAAUAACACCGUUUUAACCACUCACACAUUUUAAGAGUUCAAUUUUUUGUUGUUUUUUAAAUUUUCUAAUUUUAUGUUUUUGAUCAUGGGACCACUAUUGGGGCAUUUUUUGUGUUACAAUGAUUAAUUGACAAAAGCACAAGGAUAUCAGUUUUAAUCUGUUCAGGCAAAUAUGUAAAACACUACAGAAUAAUCGCCCCCGAUGCUCUGAAAUGAAAAGUGGUGGUGCAGAGAUCACCACAAAGUCCGAGAUCUCACAGUUGUGAUUUGUCUAUUGAGUAGUUAGUUUUCAUUCAGGGUUUAAAGACCCACUGAGCCUCUUUGUUAAAUGUAAACCCUUUAGGUUUGAAUAGAUAGAUUGGAUUUAGAAAUGUUGGAAUACGUUUAAUUGUGCAGUUAACGGAAUCUACCUCAUAAACCUGCAAAGAUUUCUCAUGUAAUCAUGGGCACAUUUUGAUGGACAAAACUUAUGCCAAGAUCAGAAGGAACUGAAUGUAUAAUUGACAAAGAAGUAAAAGUUAAAUAAUUCUUGUUAUACACCUUGUGCAAAUGUGCAAAAAACCACUGAAAAAGCCCACCUACCAUUGUUGUGUCUAAUAACAUAAGUUGUAAAACCUCUUAACCAAUAAAAGAAAUGUGUUCUGAUCA
This is a messenger RNA of Epinephelus lanceolatus (giant grouper), 2318 nucleotides long. RefSeq names its product alkaline phosphatase, biomineralization associated (gene alpl). Gene Ontology annotation, cellular component: plasma membrane. Gene Ontology annotation, molecular function: alkaline phosphatase activity. Gene Ontology annotation, biological process: dephosphorylation. The record is from RefSeq and is a predicted model, not a curated record. NCBI's taxonomy places the organism in Eukaryota, Metazoa, Chordata, Actinopteri, Perciformes, Serranidae.